Molecule: messenger RNA, 2159 nt
Organism: Hyaloscypha bicolor E
Lineage: Eukaryota; Fungi; Ascomycota; Leotiomycetes; Helotiales; Hyaloscyphaceae
Product: HET-domain-containing protein
Exons: 3
Coding region: 82-2022 (646 amino acids)
Source: RefSeq, a predicted model, not a curated record
UCCACAAUACUUCUCCCAGAAAGUCCUCUUGUAUUUGUUAGCAGAAGUUAAAAAUCAAUCCUCCCUCGCCUGUCUAGAACCAUGUUCCAAAUUUUCAAACCAACAAUUGAGCCGCUGUGUGCUUAUUGCAUCAAAAUUCCCUGGACUACCCAAAAAAUCUCAGAAGCCGCUUCUGAACUCUGGCAUCAACACUCCGUUCUUGGAUGGAACCUAGGCGAGUGGUCGCGAAUCCAGCAGAGCCAGUGUCCGCUCUGUAAGUUGGUGAAACGUGUGGCCCAUGAGAUAUACAGGGCGGGAGACCAAGUGAAUCCGCAUUAUCCCGACAAGACCAUCAGUGUCGCGUGGCUCGUCCUCCCGCCACCAAUCCAGCGAACGGUGUUCAGUGUGAAGGGGUUAUCCUCGCUGGCAUCAGAAACACCAACCAUCUGCUUCGUGACCAAAUGCGCCGCCACCACGUUCGCCGACGAUGCUUAUUUUCUGAACCCAAUCAUUCCUGAAAAACUGGACAUCUCUAGAGUCACUAGCUGGAUAUCCAGGUGUACAACAACACAUUCUGGUGACUGUGUCCCCGUCGUAAACAAGGACUUCAGAGAGGCAUUCCGGGGCCUGCUCGUUAUACGGUUCAUUGAUGUUUUCAAGAACUGUCUCGUGGAAACGCAAGAAGUGCCAAAAUAUGUCUCUCUGAGCUAUAUGUGGGGUACUGUACCAAAUUUCAGGCUUACCACGUCCAAUCGAAGCCAAUUAUUUGUCGCAGGCUCCCUCGAAAAAGUCCACAACAUCCCGAGAACAAUUAAGGAUGCAAUAGCCUUAGUCAGGCAGUUACAGGUUCGUUACCUAUGGGUCGACGCUCUGUGCCUUUUGCAAAACGAUAGCGACGAUCUCGAACGCGGCGUGAACGCUAUGGAUCUGGUGUAUGAGCAAUCUUGGCUCACCAUUGUGGCCGCCUGUGGCCACAAUGCAAAUGCCGGACUCCCUGGAAUCCACCCAAACAGCCGAAUUGAGACUACAACUGCCGUCGAGGUGAAGAAAGGGGUCUUUCUUGGAGUGUAUUCCAAUCUGGAACUCCUCAUGCGGAACUCUAUCUACCGUUCUAGGGGGUGGACUUACCAAGAGGAACUACUCUGCCGACGAGCUCUCUACUUUGUAGACAAUAAAGUCUUCUACCGGUGCCCUAGCGCCGAAUACUCAGAGUCUUGUUUAGACCAUCCCCAACCACAGAAACCGGAACGGAAUGAUCUCAGCCCUCGCAAAAACGAAAUCCAAGAUCAUGGAGGAAGAUACUGUUCGCUUGUCAUGGACUACUCCAAACGUGCUCUGUCAAAUGAUAGAGAUACCUUGCGCGCAAUGUCAGGGAUUACGCAACGAUUUUCAAGUCUUCUACGUUAUGAUUUCCUGGAAGGGCUGCCUUCUCAUAUCUUGGACGUCUGUCUUGCAUUUGAAGCUUGUCAAGGGAAUAGUCUACAACGAAGAGUUGGCUUCCCGAGUUACACUUGGGCAGGGUGGAGGGGGGCCCUCCGCAUCAGGUAUCCAUAUGGUUCUGUGAUAACGGCAGUUAUCCAGCACAACUGCUGGAUCGUUUGGUAUAAACGAAGCCCUUCCGGUAAAAUCAGUCCCGUCCGGGACCCUGAAAACCAGCAUUGGACACAUCUCACUUCCGGCAGAAGCUUCGAUCCGCCCGUACCCCUUGGUAUUGACACCUCACGCACUGCUCCGACGGGGUUGUCAUUCAGUCCUCGACCACUUUCGUACCAUCUUCUUCAGUUCUGGACCAUCGCGAUAUUUUGCAAGAUUUCCAAAUACGAGGACUUUACGGGGAAUUGUACGCUUGUUCUUAAAGAUGGAACGAAGAUGGGCCCCAUUUCGCUUGAUAGCUUUGAAGAAUCAGUUUUCUUUGAUUCUAACGAGCCGUAUGAGUUCAUUCUUCUGUCUAGAGAGCGGCGAGGAAUUGGCAGCAUCCCCAAUGGCAUUGUCGAGGACAGUUUUCCUCCGGGGCCUGUUUGGAAAGAAAUUUUGUUAGGAUAACAGAACUCGUUGCUCCCGUCUUUAUAAGAGCCUUGUAGGACAUAAUAAUCGGCUGGAGCUUGGCCACCUUCGAGGCAAGUGCGCACUCCUACUGCGCUUCGCUCAUAGUUGGGAAAAGCAAGUGUCCCACCCCAAGC